CACAGGAAAGCAUACGGACGUCGGGUCGAGGGAUUUGAUAUCGGUCCCUCGUCUUCUGAGGAUAGCCAUAAAAGAUCGAGCCAACGGGUCGAGACAAAAAAACUUGAUCUGAAGAAGUGAGAAAGAGAAUUUCUGCCUGAAGGUUCCAGAGAUGGCUGACUUGAGGGAAGUCACAGAUCAGUUCAAGUGUCCUGUGUGUCAGAAACUGUUUGAAAAACCAGUGGCCAUUCCGUGUGGACACAACUUUUGCCAAGUGUGCAUCUCAUUCCACUGGGAUGCCAACAAGACCUGCGAUUGCCCAGUGUGCAGGGAAGUUUUCACCCCGCGACCUGAGCUGCGGGUCAACCAACUGAUCUUUGCGAUGGUGAAAGCCUUCCAAGUACGACGAACAGGAUCUGAGAACUACUGUAAUGUUGAGUCGCCGGAUGUCAACGUGGCGAAACCCAGAGUGAACUGUAAUGAGUGCGGAGAUCAACAGGCAGUCAAGACAUGCCUGGUAUGCACUCUGUCAUACUGCAACACUCACCUGCGGCCUCACGUGACAAUACCAGGCCUGCAGACGCACCAGCUGGUCGAGCCAAGGGAAAACAUGUCGACACAUAAGUGCUCCAAACACAAGAAGCUGCUGGAGUUGUUCUGCCGGACUGACCAGAUAAGUGUGUGCAGCAAGUGCUUCGUCGAGGACCACCAGUUUCACGAGACCGUGCCCAUGAGAAUCGAGUACGAAGCCAAAAAGGCGGAGGUCGCCACGGUCUGCCAGCAAUUCCAGGAGCAGAUUGUGAGCAGACAGCAGAAGAUGAAUCAGUUGAAACUCACACAGAAGCGAAACGAUGAGGAGGCAAAGCGGGAGAAGGAUGCCGGGAUGGCGGUCCUCACUGGCCUGAAGACCUUGGUCAGCGACAGCACGACCAGACUCAUCGACACCAUUGAAACGAAACGCAACACCACUGACAAUCAAGUGCGAGGUUUCAUAGACGAGCUCCAGAGGGAACUGUCUGAUCUCCAGGGGAGGAAAUCUGAGUUGGACUACCUCAACACAACCAAUGACCCAGCCCUGUUUCUAAAGCGCUUCCAUAUUCUGAAUGCUGACACGCCGUCCAAAGACUGGAGCCAGGUGUCCGUCUCCACGCCGACGUACAACGGCACUGCUGCCAAAACGAUCGCAUCACUGGAGGAAAAGAUCAGCCUCAAGACAAAACAGAUCCGUGAUUCUCAGCUGAAACAUCUUCAGCAGGUGAUGGUGAACAUCACCCUGGAUCCGGAGACCGCGAACCCCUGGCUUAUCAUCACCAACAACAGGAAGAGAGUCAGCUGCGGUACUACUUUCCAGAGUGUCUCAGACAACCCCAAAAGGUUCACUUUUUACGCCAGUGUGCUCGCACAAGAGAGCUUCACCUCCGGGCAGUUUUACUUUGAGGUGAUCGUUGCAGGGAAGACCAAGUGGGACAUAGGCGUGGCCAGGGAAUCCAUUGACAGGAAUAGACCAGUAGCGCUGAAUCCUGAUAACGGAUACUGGGUCGUGUCCAUGAGAAAAGGCAAAGAAUAUCGGGCCGCAGGUGACCCUCCCAUUCGACUCUCACUGCCUUCGAAAGUGCAAAAACUGGGCAUUUAUGUGAACUGCGACACCAAUCUGGUCUCCUUUUACCAUACUGACGCCGCCAUUCUCAUACACACGUUCUCUGGUUGCUCAUUCACUGGGAGGAUUUACCCAUUCUUCAACCCCUGCAACACCGACCACAACAACAGCGCCCCCAUCAUCAUCACGUCUCCGAAGUCAUCAUGAUGAGACACAUCCGAAGCAGGGGUUCUGUCAAAGAAUAACAAUCGACUCUGGCCACCCCGAAUGUCUUGCAAUUUGUUGUCUGUGCUGGGAUUUAAAAACUGCAGUGAAAUGUAUUGUUGUUGGAUUAGAGAUCACAUUAUUGUGCUUAGGUUGUCUUGGUAAAUUUGAUGCUCUGAUG
Molecule: messenger RNA, 1961 nt
Organism: Synchiropus splendidus (mandarinfish)
Lineage: Eukaryota; Metazoa; Chordata; Actinopteri; Syngnathiformes; Callionymidae
Product: E3 ubiquitin-protein ligase TRIM39-like
Exons: 2
Coding region: 152-1783 (543 amino acids)
Molecular function (GO): zinc ion binding; protein binding
Source: RefSeq, a predicted model, not a curated record